UGUAUGUGUAGUAUUACCGCACAGUUGUUAUUAUUGUUAGUGUUGUUAAUAGUGUUGUUGUUGUCAUCAAUUAAAUGCAAGACUCGCGCAAACUAUUAGCCGCCAUCGGUUUGCCAUCGGUUGGCCAGUUUGGUCUGCAGACCACUACCACCACGACAAGGCCCGCAACUGACUUUACCAUCGAAGCCAUUAUGGGUCGUACGGCUGCCGAUAGUGACCGGCCGUCACCACAAUUGGCCGUCACUGCCGAAGAUGAUGAUGACGACGACGACGACGACGAUGACAAUGGAUGUAUGGCUGCCGACAAUAAUUCAAAUCCUAAACUACACCGAAACAGAGCAUCUCAACAAUUGACUAGAAAUGUGUUGUCGGCGUCAAUAAAAUCCGAGUAUAAUAAUAAUAAUAAUAAUAAUAAUAAUAAUACAAAUAUAGGUAACUAUCCCCGGGUUGACGACACCUCCGAUUCACCCCCACUAUCGCCCGGCUGUUCUGAAUACGACAUAAAUCAUGCGAAAGCCGAUACUCGAUAG
Molecule: messenger RNA, 530 nt
Organism: Oppia nitens
Lineage: Eukaryota; Metazoa; Arthropoda; Arachnida; Sarcoptiformes; Oppiidae
Exons: 3
Coding region: 75-530 (151 amino acids)
Source: RefSeq, a predicted model, not a curated record